Molecule: messenger RNA, 2211 nt
Organism: Python bivittatus (Burmese python)
Lineage: Eukaryota; Metazoa; Chordata; Lepidosauria; Squamata; Pythonidae
Source: RefSeq, a predicted model, not a curated record
UGUUGAGCACAGGAAGUUGGAAAGGAGAGGGCGAUAUUGGUUAAACCUUUGCAUUGACUCAACAAUUAUUUCUCAUUCUCGUCUUCCCACCUUUCUUUCUGGGAGCAGAGAGGCUGUGUUUAAUGGCAAAUACGACGACCAAUUACUUUAUAAUUGCCUUUAUAAUGCAGGACGUUCGCUCGGGGUGCUAAGAUGAAGGGGAAGGCCAGCAAGUGUGUGGACUUCUUUUGUGCUAACGAAUUCUCCCCCGUGGCUGGUAUCUCCAUGGUGCCUUGAAUGCUCAGCGACCAGUGAAGGUGAGGACAUCUGAAAUGGGUGAAAGUGGCAAUAACAGCCACAUCCUAGGGACAAAUAUGUGCUAAUGAGGAAGCUCCUGCUGAGGGUCUCAACCUGAGGGGCUAUAAAACACCAGGAGAGAAUAAGUGAAGGUGGGGGGAAGGAAAUGAAAGCAACAAUAAUUUGGUGAGUAUUGCAGAAAAUAAUUAGCUAUAGAUUUAACCUAUUGCCUCCAAAAAGUGUCUGCAAGCCCAGUUAGUGAAUGGGGUGACGUUGCAUGAAAUAUUAACAAUAAUAAUUAAGAGGAGUGGAUAUAAAGGCCUAGAACAGGCAGAAUGCAGACAUGAUUUACACUUGCUAACUUUUUUCCACCCCGUACCUGGAAAACUAUGUUGCCUUUAAUCACAGCCUUGCGGGAAGAAAUUAACGAGGUUGCGUUUUCAUCACCACUUAUUUUUACAGGAAAGAAGAGAGAUGGGCAUUAUUAGGAGUAAAGUGAGGGAACCGAGUCAAAAGUGAUUUUAUGCUACAAUCGGCAGAGGUUUACUCAGAAGUAAGCCCAUUAAGUUAAAGGAGACCUGUGCGGAUAGAGGACCUCAGCUCUAUAGAACAUUUUAGAUAAGCUCUGGAGGGAGAAGAAAAUAUAGAGAUAUCUCUAAGUCGUCACCUAGAGAAGCUAAGAUGGGGAGUGGGAUUCUGAUGACCCUGCCAGAAGCUCUAAGUUUCAGGCAGCCCUCCCAAAAGAGGUAGAAAACAUAGUGGAAAAGGACUGAUCGGAGCAGCAUGGGGUAAGGGUCAGGCUGGAAAAAUGAAUAGAAUGGAAAACGACGCAGGAACGACUGGCUGAAGAUUGGCACAUAUUGGCACCUUUAAUGGGAAUCUUCCUUCCUCGUCAAAGAACAGUUGGAACUGAACCUCGCUCCCACAGAGACAGAGAAUGCUUCACCCCAACCACCGAAUUUUGGCACCUCCACCACAGCCCCUGACUCCUGCUGAAGGUGGGAGCGAUCUGUACACCUUUGUGUCAGCAGCAACAUCCCAUGUGAUGCGUGCUCUGCAGAGGCCCCGCAAGAGCCGACCUACUAAGCGGAAAGUGAAUCUCCGGCGGUUCCUUCAGAACCAGAUAUGCAGAAGCUUUUCGGACAUCGAGGCUGCAACUCACGGCUUGGCCUCCUCCAUCCUUUCGCAAGAAGCUCUGGCACUGCCUAAGGCACUCCAGCAAACGGCCCCUCUGAAGCCCCACACAUCCCAGCCAGCCCAGACCUCAUCUGGCUCUUUCUCAGGCAUAGCGGAAGCUUUUGCGGCUCCAGACCCAAGCCCCAGUUGGUGCCUCUCGCCUGAGUCACUCAUGCCAGAGCCCGAUGAAUUUUUUGAACCCAUCGCCAAGGAGAACUUGCUUGGCCUGGAUCCCCUUGCUCCAAACCUGCUGGGAUAUGAUACAUACCCCGAUUCCCAGCCCUGUGUGCUUUCUACAACUUAUGGAAUCCUUAUGGAGCCAAAUGUCUACCCUCCAGUAGGAGUCCAAUGUCUCGCCUCUGCUGCCACCCCAAAGGCAAUGUCGGUUUCUGCCUAUGACAUCUACACGCCCUUCUGAGAUGUGGAAAUGGGAUGGUUUCCAAGCAUACCGCUGUUUCAGUGACCUGCUCCUGCCUAGGAAGAAGAAGAAGAAGGCAUCUUCAAAGGUACCCCCACUAUGGUGAAGAAAGAACAGCAACCUCAUUGCUGGGGCACUUUGGGGAGACAUGCUCCUAGGCGUGCUUUCGUGUUAAAUCUCUGCCAUGCCAGUCUUCUGUAAUGGGAAGAAGGAAGAACCUAGAGGAACAGAAGAAAGAAUUGCAACAAAAAUAAUGAUCAGAUAAAAGAAAUCUGAGUAUGGGCCCAAACCCUAACCCGCAAAAGCCUCUCAGACAAUACCUUCCCUAGUUCUCAUGAAGA